CAGGAAGAAGAUGAGCCUUAAGUCUGAACGCCGAGGAAUUCAUGUGGAUCAAUCAGAGCUCCUAUGCAAGAAAGGAUGUGGUUACUAUGGCAACCCUGCUUGGCAGGGUUUCUGCUCCAAGUGCUGGAGGGAGGAGUACCACAAAGCCAGGCAGAAGCAAAUUCAGGAGGACUGGGAACUGGCAGAGCGACUACAGCGGGAGGAGGAAGAGGCCUUUGCCAGCAGUCAGAGCAGCCAAGGGGCCCAAUCCCUUACAUUUUCCAAGUUUGAAGAAAAGAAAACCAAUGAGAAGACCCGCAAGGUUACCACAGUAAAGAAAUUCUUCAGUGCUUCAUCCAGGGUUGGAUCAAAAAAGGCAGAAAUUCAGGAAGCAAAAGCUCCCAGUCCUUCUAUAAACCGGCAAACCAGCAUUGAAACGGAUAGAGUGUCUAAAGAGUUCAUAGAAUUUCUCAAGACCUUGCACAAGACAGGCCAAGAAAUCUAUAAGCAGACCAAGCUGUUUUUGGAAGCAAUGCAUUACAAAAGGGACUUAAGCAUUGAGGAACAGUCAGAGUGUACUCAGGAUUUUUACCAGAAUGUGGCUGAAAGAAUGCAGACUCGCGGAAAAGUGCCUCCAGAGAGAGUUGAGAAGAUAAUGGAUCAGAUUGAAAAGUACAUCAUGACUCGUCUCUACAAAUAUGUGUUCUGUCCAGAAACUACUGAUGAUGAGAAGAAAGACCUCGCUAUUCAAAAGAGGAUCAGAGCCCUGCGCUGGGUUACACCCCAGAUGCUUUGUGUCCCUGUUAAUGAAGAAAUUCCAGAAGUAUCUGAUAUGGUGGUGAAAGCAAUCACAGAUAUCAUUGAAAUGGACUCAAAGCGGGUGCCUCGGGAUAAGUUGGCCUGCAUCACCAAAUGCAGCAAGCACAUCUUCAAUGCCAUCAAGAUCACCAAGAAUGAGCCAGCUUCAGCCGAUGACUUCUUACCCACUCUCAUCUACAUCGUUUUGAAGGGCAACCCCCCACGCCUUCAGUCCAACAUCCAGUACAUUACCCGCUUCUGCAACCCAAGCCGACUGAUGACUGGAGAGGAUGGCUACUAUUUCACCAACCUAGUGGAGCUGGUCAGAAUAAUGUUCAGCAUCAACCCCCUGGAGAACCUGAAGCUGUACAUCAGCAGCCGGCCUCCCCUGGUGGUCUUCAUGAUCAGUGUGAGCGCCAUGGCAAUAGCUUUCCUGACCUUGGGCUAUUUCUUCAAAAUCAAGGAGAUCAAGUCACCAGAAAUGGCAGAGGAUUGGAAUACUUUUCUGCUGCGGUUUAAUGAUUUGGACUUGUGUGUAUCAGAGAAUGAAACAUUAAAGCAUCUCACCAAUGACACCACAGCUCCGGAGAGCACAAUGACCAGCGGCCAGGCCAGAACAUCCACCCAGUCCCCUCAGUCCUUGGACGACUCAGGCCCGGUUAACAUCUCAGUUGCAAUCACCCUGACCCUGGACCCACUCAGACCCUUUGGAGGGUACUCUCGAAAUGUCACCCAUCUGUACUCGACUAUCUUAGGACAUCAGAUUGGACUCUCAGGCAGGGAAGCCCACGAGGAGAUGAACGUUACUUUUACCCUGCCUUCAGCUUGGAGCUCGGACGACUGUGCCCUUCACGGGCACUGUGAGCAGGUGGUGUUCACAGCCUGCAUGACCCUCACAGCCAACCCAGGGGUCUUCCCCGUCACCGUACAGCCACCGCACUGUGUUCCCGACACCUACAGCAACGCCACGCUCUGGUACAAGAUCUUCACAACUGCCAGAGAUGCCAACACAAAAUAUGCGCAAGACUACAAUCCUUUCUGGUGUUACAAGGGGGCCAUUGGAAAAGUCUAUCACGCUCUAAACCCGAAGCUUACAGUUAUUGUUCCAGACGAUGACCGUUCAUUAAUAAACUUGCACCUCAUGCACACCAGUUACUUCCUCUUCGUGAUGGUGAUAACAAUGUUCUGCUAUGCGGUUAUCAAAGGCAGACCCAGCAAACUGCGUCAGAGCAAUCCGGAGUUUUGUCCUGAGAAGGUGGCUUUGGCUGAUGCCUAAAUCCCACGACUGCCGUUUCCUGAGACCGAGAGAACCAUAAUCAUUGCCUGCUGAACCCAGCCUGGGCCUGGACACUCUGUGAAUACAUUAUCUUGCAACGUUGGGUUAUUCCAGCCAAAGACAUUUCAAGUGCCUGUAACUGAUUUGUAUAUAUUUAUAAAAAUCUAUUCAGAAAUUGGUCCAUUGAUGCACGUGCUUCGCACUGGGUGCAGCCGGAACCCGCAGCCUCACCUGUGGACUUGGCCGGAUGAGUCUGGUAGCACCUGGGAGGAUUUGUGGUCUUGCUGUCGGAGCGGGCUGUGCUGGCUUUGCCCAGGUCCCAGGGGUGUUUCAUUGCCAAUGGGGUUGAGGUUUGCUUUGGUUCUUGUUUCAGCCCGACACGUACAGAUGUUCGGAACAGUCUGCACCUUUGAUAUGAUACUGCAUUUCCAAAGCCACCAAUCCAUUUUGUGGAUUUUGUGUGUCUGUGGCUUAAUAAUCAUAGUAACAACAACAAUGCCCUUUUCUCCGUUUUGCUUGCAAGGAAACAUACCUAUCUUCCUAAGUUGGUUUUUUUUUUUCCUUUGAAGAAAAAAUAGUCUCAUUUUACUACUACUCUAGUUAGGACAGACUUGUGCUUUUAUCUUGAGUAAAAAGUUAUAUAUUUAAAAGUCACCUACAUGGUAAAGAUCUAAGUUUCAUUUUGUACAGGAACAGUGAGGAACUUGGUCUUGUUUGAGUUGAGUUGGCACAGAAUGUUCUGCUGUCUUUUUCUUCUUUGUUUUCCCUUCCCUCCAUGAUAAAAAUUAAAACAGAUUCCUCAUCCAAAAGGGCUUAAAAAUGAGUUAACAGAUGGCUCUAGAGUAGAGUGAAAAUUAGCUGCUCUGUUUUCAGGUGGCAGCAUGGGAAGCAAGAAAGAUGAUUUGGUCUAAUCUUUGUGGAAGGGUUUCUUGUUUUCUUUGAAGAGGGAGUGGCUUUUCUUUCCUUUUUUUUUUUGUGGCAUUCAUUUUUUAUGCAGUUGUCAUAUUCUUAGAAGACAAUGGCAACUAGUAGAUCAGUGUAACAUUAAGAAAAUGAUGCCUGUGAAAUCGGAAGGAAAGCAAUUCUGAUUUGCCAUUUAUCAGGAACACCAAAAGCGUUUCUUUCUUAGAACAUGUUGAUGAUCUAAUUCCUUUAUCCCUUUUUCCUUCCAAGCCAUCUUCAUUUUAAAACAAUUGUGCAUCUUUUCCAGUCCUUUCUUGUUACUUGUAUUCUUACCAUUUUUCUUUAGUAGCUUUUUGCCUUAAUAACUCACCAUCAUUAACGAUUUCUGUGUUCUCCCAAGCAGUGUUAUGGCAGAAGGGCAAUUAAAAUCUUGAGCAUGACUGUCAGCACUUCUUCCCCUUAACUCCAGGUCUGUGGUCUGUUAUAAAUUAGAACCAGUCCUGCAGUCUAAAAUAUACUGGCCUAGAACAUCUUCUCCCAGGCAUUCUUGACUGGAAAAUAAUUGAGGGCUUUUCCUGAAGAUUAUUAAAAUAAUCAUCAUAGUAACUUGAUAUGUUAAUAUUCCUUUUUUCCUUUUAGUACAUUUCAAGCACAGUAAUCAUACUUGUCUAUCAAGUUUUUUUAUGAUAGGAGUUGCUUACAUGAUGCAUGGCUAACCUGUUUUCUCUUUAGCGACUCUGAGACACUUUUGAGAUAAGAUUGAGAAAGAGCUGUUUGGCUUGGCCUUGAGAAACAUCAGUAUCACUAAGACCAACAACGGAUUUUAGAUUAAGCUGCUACUGAAUUAAUAAAAUCCAAUGAAGUAGAGUUACAGGAAUAGAUUUAUAACUGAUAGAGUAAUAGAAAAGAAAGACAGGCGAAAAAAGUCAGUUUCACUGGUUUCUUCAACCCAACUUGUUGCUAACGUUAAUCACCCUUGUUUUAAUUACAGGGAUGGAAAUGUGUAGCCAGGGGAGGAGGGACACUGUUAGGCAUGAGGAAAGAAGGUGCCAAAAAUGCCUGGACAGUAUGACUUGUCAUGAGGCCAGGACACACACUGAAAUCCAGCAUUCUCCCUAGCAGGUAACUCUCAAAGGUCUCAUGGAAACCCCGAGUCCGUAGGUGUGCGGAGGAAGGCUGGUCAGGAGUGGAGGCCGUGGGGCUUGGGUGAAAAGUCUGGUAACUGAGGAGACUUCCGCUGGAGCGCAGACGUUCAGGGAGCCUGUUCCUACCUGGGCACUUACCGGCAGGCCUGGUCCUCCGCUGUCUCUGCCCGGGGGCCUCCGGUUUACAAGAGCGUCACAGACAGGGCCUGUCUGCCACUCGGGGGCGACCCGCGCAGGAGCACCGGCUCGUCCUCAGGCAUCUUGGACUGGCGUCCAGUAAGGGUCAGCAACUUACUAUUCCAAUGGUUGUUUCAGAUCAUAUUGAUCUCUUUCCUUUUUCCUUUCGUCCUUUCACUGUAUGACUUGAAUCAGUUUUGAUUCUAUUUGUAAGUUUUUCUCGUCAUUAGGAACCUGCCGUUUCUGUUGCAUUUUCUUGGGCAGUGUGUAGGGAUUCGGCAUCCUGGGUUUCCAGCCCUCCUGCGGGUGCUGCGGGGUCACGAGGGCCGGAGGGUCCAUCUCACUUAGCGCUGCAUGACGGUCGGGAGCUGUCUGUCACGGCACUCACCCCCAGAUUGGUUUUCUGUGUUUGAAAUAUGUGCAUAUGUGCUUUACAGAAUAAAACUUCUGAAUUUA
Vicugna pacos (alpaca) is the source of this 4734-nucleotide messenger RNA. Lineage: Eukaryota; Metazoa; Chordata; Mammalia; Artiodactyla; Camelidae. The record is from RefSeq and is a predicted model, not a curated record.